AUGUAAAUUUAACACGUUUGCACGUUUACACGUUGCGCGUGUACGCGUGCGUGAGUGUAAUGAUUACCUGGGUGUUUGAAGGUGCUCUUUGGCAUUUUUUUUUGGCACUCUUUCUUUCCUUCCUUUUUUCUUGUUUUGUUUUUGGGGGAAAGUUAUCGGACAGGUUAUUAUUUCCUCCUCUCGAACACUAAAAGAAAGCAGUUGAAAAGAAAGCGAGAAAGUGAGUUGCUGUCGAUCUACCUGAGCUCGGAAUGCAGGGAUGGAUGGCAACACGCAAAUCCAGCUGGACGCCCCCAAGAAGACUUCAAGGAUGCUAGGGACUCUCCGGAAUAGUGGCCGAUUGAAAAGUCCGCUCUCCCCUCAAGCUGGGAGUUUCAAGAACCAGUCGCCAUCUACGCCAGACAAAAUGUCACACUCUCCUGGCGUUACUUCGCCGCUGAGUAGCGUGGCAGCGCUUUUCCGCACUAAAGACCUCGAUGACCAGUCGCAGGAAGAUAAACCCGUGGUGCGUUCAAGGACAGAACCCAACAUGCCCCGCCUGGACUCGAUCCUGAAGAAGGGCGCGGCCAUUCGUCGCAGCCUGAGAUUCAGCUCCAAGAAGGACAAACGACAGGAUGCUGUCCAGGAGGCCGAGGAAGAAGGCCAGGCAGAGGAGGAGAAAGAAGAGGAGGCGGAAGAAUCGUGGGCAAAGAUUGAGGAGACAUAUACGCUGGCGGAAUUGCCGCACAUUCCUCUGUCGGUCAUGCAGAUCAACAAGCUGAUUGAAAUGGAGGUCCUGGAGGAGGCGCACCUUCACCUGCUGGCCCUGCGGGGUGAGUUUGAAAGAGAGCGUCUGCGCCUGACCCAGGAGGACUCCCCUGUGGAGCUGGCAAAAAAGGAGAAGGACCUCAGCCUCCUCUACAGCAACCUACGCCUCAAGAUGGCCUCUAUCGUGCGCACCUCCGUCUCAUUACCCGCCAGGAACGCGGGGCUGCUGGUUCACGUGGCCCGCAUCAUCCAGGAAGAGGACAAGAGAGCCCGGGAACCCGGCGGCCUCCAGGGGAGCUGGAUGGACGCUUGGAGGGAGGCGGUGGACCAGGGUGCUCAGGACAAGGUGGAGGGCGUACACCUGGAGUCCACGAACCACAGUAACGCCUCAUGGCUGGCAGUCCACCUGGGCCUUCUGGGCACUGCGGUGGUGAACGAUCUGGAGAAGGUGAAGAAGGAGCUUUGCCGCUGCUACCCGCCCAGCUUCCAAGUCUUUGCCACCUACGUACGCAGCUACCACGCUGCCGUUUGCCGCCACCUGUGCACGCUGGAGACCCGCGCAACACUCCUCCGUGACCUCUACGCCCUUCUGGAUUGGAUCUUGCACCGCUACCGCAGUGAGAGGAUCUUGGGAAGUCUCACCCUCCAACCCGAAAUGAGCGACAUUGACGCCAACAUGGACUUGGACGACAACUUCCUGCUAAGGCUGAGGCAGAAGUUCUGCGACACUGUUAAGGUGGACAUGAGAGCGUUUUUGGAUCGUCUGGUGGAGCUGGAGAACGAAGAAUUGUGGAGCGUGAGGAAACGCCCCGACAUGGAUGACGACCACAUGUUUACCUCCGACUUUAGCAUGGACAUCUGCACGAAAGUGAGAGGAAAUGUGGUGAACGCCAGCCGUUUGAACGCCGAGCUGGAAGGAGAAGUGACAGCUUCCUGCCUUGGCCAGCUGAAGGAUUUCCCCAUGAGAUUCGACAACGAGUUCCGACGCUGUUGCUCGUCCAUGCGCGCUGAUGAGCCACUCUGGAGCGAAUAUUGCAUCUCUUACGUAAACUCCUUCAGUGCCUUACAGCGCCAUUUGGAGGAUGAGUACGCUGAGUGCAGCCCGCUAGCGGUGGAAGAGGUGGACAAGGAGGUGCAGCGUGUCAUCCUUGGGCUCCUGGAAAGCGUCCAAGAGCAGUUCAAGGAUGACGUCAAGCCGUUCUUGCGGAGAAUGAUGACGAGAAAAUGGCUGACCAAUGACGAUGACUUUAAAGGCCUUGCCGCUCGAACCGAGAUUCUGGCGCAGCACUGCCAAGCCAUGAGGCAGCCACACCGUCAGGAGAUGGCGAGCCGGGCGCACUACCACGUGGUGAAGGAGUACGUGGGCCAGCUGAUGAAGAACAACUUCUCGUGCAAAAAUCGGCAACAUGACAAGGCGGCAUCAAAGAUUCGAACGCAGAGCUCCCGGCUGGCCGACGUCUUCCGGCAAAUGGGAUCGCGCGAGGAGUGGCUGGACCCGGUCGGCGAGUGCCUGAGUGACAUCGUGGGCCAGAAGAACAAAGGCGACAUCAAAGACCAACUUCAGCCGCUACUUCAACAAUACUCCGAUUUCAGCUCAAAGCACCUAGCGGCUGUGCUGGCCUUCCGCGGCGUGAUGCGCGGUCGCGAACAUCAGCGCAUCCUGCUGAGGCUCAACCAGCUGAAGAAGACCACGCCCUCUGGCGAACCUGACGACCGAGACCGCGCUCUCUUCCGUGACAUGGAGGCCACGGUCCGCACAGACUUCCUGUCUGACCUCUCCUUCUUCUGCUUCACUUUCAUCUUACCGGCUGACUAAUUGGAAUUGUAAUCCUAAAAGGCUGCCGUUAACGGCCAUAGUUCAAACUUCAGUAAAAUUUUUGGUUUUACUGGAGUAAGAGUAGUGUUACUUCAAGGUAAUAUUACGGAAAAAAAAAAAGUAACAGUAGUCAUCCAAAAAAUUCGCUUCAGUACAUUUAAAAAGUAUUCGGUGAAAAGAAUACUCAAGUAAUGAGUGCUUACAAUAUAUGACUUUUUUUUUUCUUAAACAAUGGUGUAUAUUUUUCUCAACACCAAGUCAUCUAUGUAUAUGAUCCGUCUUUAUUAUCCAGUACUAUAACCUAUAACAUGACCAUACAAGCCAAAAAAUACACAAAAAUAAUUGAUUACAACGAAAACAAUCUACAGGUAUAAAACAUUAUCCGACCAAAGACCACACGUGCCCUCUCGUAGAGGAAAUAUUUCCUACCAUGAAAUUUAGGUGAUCAUAUCUCUGGUAUUCCGUGGUCUAUCGGUGCCAAAUAAAAACUGGGAGAGAGGUUGGAAUCCGCGCUUUCCAGUAAUGUUGACGGUAGUGCUCAUUGUCAAACUGAUAAUUUUUGACGGUGCUUUAUUGGCACCAUAUUAUUGAACAAGCCGAUAUAGAGUUUUGGUGCACAAACUGUUUAGGAGUUCCUGCAUAUCACACUUUUCACGCGACUGUAUGCGAUUGGUUGAGGAGUUAUAAUGCACUCAUGUAAAAGUAAGUCUUGAACAUAUCUGACAACCCAGACACAUCUUGUACAUGCUAAAUUGUUAAUACUUGUUUUUAUUACUUGAUUUUGAUUAAAAAAUUUUUUUUUUUUUUUAAACAAGGCACUUUUCAAAGAGCGCAUUUAGCAAUGGUGCACAUUUCCAGUUUAAAAAGGUCAAAUAGAGUAAUAAAAACAUGUUAGCAUGUAGCUACAAGAUGUGUUCGGAGCGCAUUCUUAAUCAGGCACUCCUAAAUGAGCGCGUUGUAGCGGAUGAUGUUGAGUCCUGAUAGCUCGUUGAGUAGACGUUCGUGUUGUCCGGCUGCUUGUGACACUCUUCUGACUCUGUUAACUCUAGAGUGUCUGUGCCUUUUUAAACGAGCAGCAAUGUUCUUUUUAGACAGCAGUGGCUUCUUCCGUGGAGUCAUCCCAUGAACACUAUUCUUGGCCAUAGUUUUACAUAUAGUUGAUGUGUGCACAGAGAUAUUGGACUGUGCCAGUGAUUUCUGUAAGUCUUGAGCAGACACUCUAGGGUUCUUUUUUAGCUCUCUGAGUAUUCUGCGCUGAACUCCUGGCAUCAUCUUUGGUGGACGGCCACUUCUUGGGAGAGAAGAAACAGUUCCAAACUUUCACCAUCUGUAGACAUCUUCUCUUACUGUGGAUUGAUGAACAUUCAGACUUUUAGAGAUGCUUUUGUAUCCUUUUCCAGCUUUAUACAAACCAACUAUCCUUGAUCGCAGGUCUUCAGACAGCUCUUUUGACCGAACCACAAUGCACAUCAGACAAUGCUUCUAAUCAAGACAAUUCUUACCAGGUGUGCGUGUGUGUUUUAUAGUGGGCAGGGCAGCUUUAAACCACUCAUCAGUGAUUGGGAAAACACCUGACUUAAAUUGUUUGGUAAAAAUUGGUUAAAAAAAAAAAAGAAAAAGAAAAAAAAAAGAGACUGUGUUAAUAACAGCGUUAUUUUUUUCAGUAGUGACUCAUGAGUAUUCUAAUUACUUUUCUCAUCUUGGAUAGGUUUCAAUUGCUCUUCAAGUCUCCUUGGGCAGAGGGUUUACUUAUUUUUCCUCCUUCUGUCAUUGUUUGCAUGCUAUCCUCAUUAAAAUAUGAAAACCAACAAAUGUUUGGGUGGUUUUAGUUAAGGCAGACACUGUUUUUUUUUCACCUGUGUGGUUUUGACAAAGAUUAGAUCACAUUUGAUGGGGAUUUCAUGCAUAAAUGUGAGAAAUUCCAAAAGGUUCAGAUACUUUUUCAUAUCACUGUUUGUAAACGGUAACAAAAGUAGUGUAGUUCAAAGUAUACAGUGGUACCUCUACUUAUGAAAUUGAUUGGUUCUGGAAGUAGUUUUGAAACUUGAAAAUUCUGUAAGUAGAAACGCGUUUUCCAUGUAAAUGCCCUAAUCCGUUCCAUGCCCCCCAAAAUUCAGACAUAAAUCUUUUAUAUUGGAUAAAAAUGCAUCUUACGAUUAGAUUAUUUCACGAUAAACAUAAAAUCAGAGUUGUGCAUAAAAUAAAAAAACAAGAAUAGAGUAAAGAAUAAAAGUUAAUACACUCAUUUAAAGGUGUCAGAACACGAGGGGCGAAUGAAGAGGACGCUGGGAUUUGCACAUACACAUACAGUAGAGUUUGCUUUUAGCCAAUUGGUUGGCAGGGACGCUAGGCAAUAGCCAAUGUCAGAGUAGCUAUAUGCAUGUUACAUUCAGUAAACUCUGGGAGCUGCGAGUACCAGCCAUACUGUAUUUUUGCCUUUCGUAUCCUGAAAUUUCUUUCGUUAAAAGAGGCAAUAUUUUCCCCCUUGAGGCGUGUCUUAACCUGAAAAUUCUGUAUGUAGAGAUGUUUGUAAGUAGAGGUACGAUUAUACUGCUUCACAAAUCUAUGGGGUGGUAAAAAUACUCUUUGUACAUUUUUCUCAAAAUAUAGUCAAGUAAAUGUAAAUCAUUACUACCAAACUCCGGUUUAAACCCAAAUGACACAAUAAUACACAGCACAGUUUUCAUGUCUUUUCACAUACAGAGGACCUGAACCCAAAAAGUGGAGCAACAUCCGCUCUGCUCUCAAUUUGAAAUGCAAUUUUUUUUUUUUUCUUAAUGAAUUUUUGGAGCAUCUUUUCUGUUCUCGGGCCAAAUCAUCUCACAUCAAAUCAGUUUUGGUUGUGCAUGGGAAACAAAUGUAAGUUUCAAUUCAUUGUAUCCCCAUUCAAUGAGUUAAACUUGAAUGUUUUGCCACUGUAAAAUACGUUUUAAUACAACAGGGAAUGUUGUACUUAAAUAUAUUUUCUUGAUUUUAGUUAUAAAAAUUUCAAAAUGAAAUAUUAAAAUGAUUUACAGUACUUUGUUGAUUCUUUGAUGUGUAUUUUGUUCCCCCCAAAUAAUCAUAAUCUUAUAAUGCAGACUUUUAUCAAGACUGUAAGGCAAGGGCGUAGGUUCGCAUAGGGACGGUAGGGACAUAACACUACCAACUUUUUAGGAUGUUGAAAUUGUCCCCACCAACUUUUAAGCAACCUUAUAUGCAUUAUAUAAUGAGUUCAGUUAUAUAGGUUAUUUAGAUUAUCUUCCCAUAUGUUGUAAGAAUAGA
Molecule: messenger RNA, 5827 nt
Organism: Corythoichthys intestinalis (scribbled pipefish)
Lineage: Eukaryota; Metazoa; Chordata; Actinopteri; Syngnathiformes; Syngnathidae
Gene: exoc3l4
Product: exocyst complex component 3-like 4
Exons: 15
Coding region: 260-2563 (767 amino acids)
Biological process (GO): exocyst localization; exocytosis
Cellular component (GO): exocyst
Molecular function (GO): SNARE binding
Source: RefSeq, a predicted model, not a curated record